AUGGAACUCAUAUUGCUGUUCAGACCGAAUCGAAAGUCCAGAGAAUACCGGAUAAUUGGAGGAGGGGAACCUGUAAUGGGCCCAACCAUUAAGAACAAACGAAGGCAAAUUGUCUGGCAUCAGCUGGCCAAAAACACGAAAUCUGCCGAGUUCCAUUGUUUGCUUCGACCUAAGCGUCUAGAAAACAGAGGACAACGCAAGCUGAUGCAGUUGCCCAAACCGUCUGCUGACGUCCACAUUAGCUCAGCACUGUCGGGCUUGACAACAACUGACGAUUGUCCGAAAACCCCAACAAUUGGAUCCAAACCGGCGUUUUCUGAUCAAGACCUAGCACAGGGAGCAAGGCUCGAUCUAUCCUGUACAGCAACAGUAACUACGAAGAACCUGCCUCUCAAGCUAUACUAUCUGACACCAACGUUUUCCAUCAUCCUGUGCACAUCGAACAGUCCCUCUCCGGAGCUCAUCACGGACGUGUUCCCUGAACGAGAGGUGGAUUGUUUCACGGUCACACACAUUGACAUAGACUGCACAGUACGCGGAUCAUCAGAGGGCGCAGAUAUGACUUUCUACCCGAGGCAAUGUUAUUUCAGGCGGGAAGUGGCCGGUGGAAGUCUCAUCCGCCGCAUUCAGUUCAGUGUCGCUCGGCUCCGCCGCGAAGAUUUUGGCGCUCAUGUUUUCUGCGAAACAGUCAGUUUCACGCCGGGUGAUACACACAGACCUCAACUACGAGCCUGGUUGAGUAGUUCGGUGAAUAUUGUUCGUUUCACCAUGGCACCACAAAUCGCCAAGUUAUAUUUCAAUGAAGACUCGCAAACGUGGGUUUGUGUUGCGAUGGGGUAUCCUCUUCCCAAAAAGGCUGGAAUGAGCCUGCGACGUAGUAGCACAAUCCAGUUGGGUCGACAGUUGGGACUGUAUGUAACCGAUGUGAAUUCGACACAACCGCGGUUGUUGCACCAGAAUCUACUCCCACGUUCCACAGAAAUCAACAGCACAUACGUGACGCAGAUGCAUUUUAAUCCGCCGUUUCCUUUGCCAGGCGGUCUCCGGAACGGUACUGCAGUGAUACGCUGCGCGAUCGAAGACGCAUAUAGAGACUUAACUACCCACAUCAGUGUGGGCCUCCCACAUGACGAGCCCAUUUUACGGCAACCUACUCGCGGGACAGCAGGAUCUGGGGUCUUCCACGAUUGCACUAUGAUCAUGGAGGCACAAACUUACAUCAGACAGGUUUCACUGCAUCGUGUGACUGAGACGGAGUGGUUGAGAUACGACAUCACUGUUGCU
This is a messenger RNA of Opisthorchis viverrini, 1284 nucleotides long. RefSeq lists its product as hypothetical. The record is from RefSeq and is a predicted model, not a curated record. The annotation marks the transcript as partial. NCBI's taxonomy places the organism in Eukaryota, Metazoa, Platyhelminthes, Trematoda, Opisthorchiida, Opisthorchiidae. The transcript has a single exon.